AUGCCUUCAACUACUGCCUCCGAGACCAACGAUGACCACGCCGUUCUUGCUUUGCGCAACCUCGUUUUUGAUCUUUGUCUUCAAAAUGGCGGUGGUCAUGGCGGCUCGGCCAUUGGCAUGGCUGCCAUUGGAGUUGCGCUAUGGAAGUACGUGAUGCGAUACAACCCAUCCGACCCAGACUGGUUCGAUCGCGAUCGGUUUGUGCUCUCCAACGGCCAUACUUCAAUGUUCCUCUAUGCCCUCAACCACCUGACCGGCUUCGAGAACUGGACCAUGGACGAGCUCAAGGGCUACGGAAGCGCGAAGACGGACGGAUACAAGACAAUCUGCCAUUCACACCCCGAAAGAGAAAUUCCCGGUAUCGAAGUGACGACAGGGCCCCUUGGACAGGGUGUAGCCAACGCCGUCGGACUCGCCAUCGCGUCCAAGAACCUCGCUGCCCGAUACAACCGCCCCGGGUUUGAUAUUGUCCAGUCCCGCAUCUACUGCAUGGUUGGCGAUGGAUGUCUAAUGGAAGGUGUUGCUCUCGAAGCUAUCUCGCUGGCAGGAAGCCUUGAGCUGGAUAACCUGGUCAUCAUCUACGACAACAACCAAGUGACCUGUGAUGGUCCCCUUGACUGGAUCAACACCGAGGAUGCCAAUGCAAAGAUGCGCGCAUCCGGCUGGCACGUCAUUGACGUUAUGGAGGGGAGUUAUGACGUCCAAGCAGUGGUUUCAGCACUGAGGCUGUCAAGUACUGUCAAGGGACAACCUGUCUUCAUCAAUGUGCGCACCAUCAUUGGCUUGGGCACGCAAGUUGCCGGCACCGCCAAGGCACACCACGGUGUUUUCGACAAGGAAAGCGUUGCAGAAUCAAAGCGCCUUGCAGGCCAGGAUCCAUCCGUCACUCACACCAUCCCAGAGGCAUCGCUUGCCUUUUUCAGGGAGCGCAAGACCCAUGGCGAGUCAAUCAAUGCAUCUUGGGAUAGUCUCGUCAGCAAAUACAACCACGCGCACCCAGAUGUCGCCCAAUCGCUGGACCGGGCUCGCAAGGGCGACAACGGAACGGAGUGGCUGGAUAUCCUCAGCCAAAUCGAUAGCUCGCAGUUCAAGGGCUAUGCUACCCGUGAAGUAAACGGUGCCCUGAUCGAGAAGAUUUGGAAAAUCCACCCUGCCAUGUGCGGAGGCGGUGCCGACUUGGUCACUUCCAACAAGGUCUCAUAUACUGCCGACGAUGUCUUCCAUCCCUCGGUCAGCUACGCGGGACGCUUUGUACGGUAUGGAAUCCGAGAGCAUGCCAUGGCCUCUAUCUCGAAUGGCAUUGCUGCGUACAACCCAGGCACAUUCUUGCCCAUCACCGCGACCUUCCUCAUCUUCUACCUCUAUGCUGCUCCUGGAGUUCGGAUGGGCGCUAUCAGCGAACUGCCCGUGAUCCAUUUCGCAACGCACGAUUCUUUCGCCGAAGGCCAGAACGGCCCAACACACCAGGCCGUGGAAGUUGAUUCGCUGUACCGCGCGAUGCCAAACCUGACCUAUAUCCGCCCCUCUGAUCCAGAGGAGACAAUCGGCGCCUGGAUCCUUGCGCUGUCAAAGAAACACGGUCCCAGCAUGUUGUCCCUCGGCAGAGAUCCGGUUGGGCCAAUUCCUUCCACCAGCCGCCUUGGUGUCGCGAAGGGAGCAUACGUUGUCAAGGACGUGCCAGAAGCCAAGCUUACUCUAACCAGCUGUGGCACAAACCUCCACUAUGCUGUCGCCGCUGCCGAGUUGCUCACCGCGGAGGGUAUUGCGACUCGUGUCGUAAGCGCUCCUUGUUUCGAGCAAUUCGACAAACAGGAUAAGUCCUAUCGCGAUAGCGUGUACCCACGGGACGGAACUCCUAUUGUUAGUGUGGAAGAAUACGUCGCGACUACUUGGGCGAGAUAUGUUACAGCCAGCAUUGGCAUGACUGGGUACGGAUACUCAGCCUCGAACCCGAGCAACUACGAGCGCUUUGGGCUGGAUACAAAGGGUAUUGUGAUAAAGGUGAAGAAGUACCUUGGAGAACUUGAUGGUGAGAAUGCUAGAAUCGCUGGUUGGCGCCAGCUUUAAGUCUGCCUCGUGGCUUUAAUUACGCUAGUUGUAUGAAAUACACGAAAUACACGAUCUUGAACAUAACUCUUCGUAAUUUCCAAUUCUCCUUGGGAAUAUUGUAAAGUCCGUGUUAACCCUAUCUAUAACAAAUAUUCGAAACGCUUGUCUUAGAGAGUGGCA
Molecule: messenger RNA, 2229 nt
Organism: Ilyonectria robusta
Lineage: Eukaryota; Fungi; Ascomycota; Sordariomycetes; Hypocreales; Nectriaceae
Product: Transketolase, thiamine diphosphate binding domain-containing protein
Exons: 4
Coding region: 1-2067 (688 amino acids)
Biological process (GO): pentose-phosphate shunt
Cellular component (GO): cytosol
Molecular function (GO): transketolase activity
Source: RefSeq, a predicted model, not a curated record